Molecule: messenger RNA, 928 nt
Organism: Punica granatum (pomegranate)
Lineage: Eukaryota; Viridiplantae; Streptophyta; Magnoliopsida; Myrtales; Lythraceae
Source: RefSeq, a predicted model, not a curated record
AAUGAAGGGAUAAGUAAUAGCAUGACAAAUAAAUGGAGAGCAAGUAGGACAUUGUCUCUCAAUGCAAGUUUAGCAAACAGAAUAGGUUAGAAAAUGAAAAGUUGAGACGGUAAAUCGUCCCGUGUGUUCGGAUAAGUCUCAUGUUACAUCCCCGAUCUUCUGAUCCCUAUGAUGUUCUAUUUUUGGUUCAUCUUAAUCUCGUCUCCCUCAUCUCUCUCUCUCUCUCUCUCAUUCACUCAUUGUAGACCAAGAACUCUCAACAGAAGCAGUUAACUCAGUUUAAGAUAACUUGCCAAGGAAAAGGGCCAAAAUAUUGAAGGUUCUGAGUAAUUCCUUUGUCUCUGGUGAAAGAAUACAUUAAGGGGAGACACAGGAAUUUCUAUGGCCGGAAAUAGGCAUGCCUACGUCGGACUUUAUAAGGAACCGCAGGAGUUCCAACAUUCCCCGAAGUUUGCCUCGUCUGCCAUGGGAGCCCAACCGGAGACAGUUCUGAGAGAAGCUAAAGACACCGAGAACACUCAUUGGAUGGCUGUUCCUCAGUUCGGGGGAUGGGAUCAGAAGGCCCCAGGAGCUACUGACUAUUCAAUGGUGUUCUCCCGAGCCCGUGCUAACAGGAAGCAGCACAAGAGCGAUCUGACCCGGAGCCUUGGGAACGAGAAGGAGCUUCUCGCUGCUACCCCCUAUCACCAUCAACCAGAAGACCCCGUUGUGAAGAAGAAGAGGAUCCUCACCUACAUCAACUGCUGUAUAAGGCCUUGAAAUUCGACCGUUUCUUCAAAUCUUCCCGGUUAUUCAUCCCUUCAGCAAACUGAAUAUAGUUUUAUGUCUUUGGUACGUGAAAGCGUAAGAUGAGAUUCAAUCAUCUAUCGCGAAACUCAAGCAUCUGUAAAUCUUUCAUGCUGCUAAAAUAAAUGUCUCGUCUCCUCAA